UGUUCUGCAAAUCCACAUUCAGUUGCUAUCGUAACAUGAAAGUUGAUUUAUUUCCUACUGUACAGAGCACCACCAGAUCGUCUGACUUGCUUUCCAAGAUGGCGGCAGCCUCAUCUAUCCAGCCGCCGAGCCUCCACUCGUCUCUGGUGCGCGAGAGGAGCGCGCUUUCCCCGGAGAUGGACAGCCCGGAGAGCCAGCAACCGGAGGACGAGGAGGUGGCGGCGAGUGCUGCGGGAGCGCAAACCUCGGACUCGGGCAUCUGCCUGCGCGACCUGCCGGACCUGGAGCCGGAGGAGAUCGAGAAGCGACUCGCAAAAACUCGGCAGGAGCUGAGCAACAGGAGGAAGAUCCUCAUCAAGAACCUGCCGCCGGACACGACGAACCAGGAGGUCCACGAGAUCCUGAAGGAGUAUGAACUGAAGUACUGCUUUGUGGAUCGCAACAAGGGCACAGCCUUUGUGACUUUGCUGAACGGGGACCAGGCUCAGGAUGCCAUCCGCUCCCUCCACCACAGUACUGUCCGUGGGCGCCUGAUCAACGUCGCCCUGCAGCCGACGGACUCCCUCCUCUGCCUCACCAACCUGCCGCACACCUACACCGCCCAGCAGUUUGAGGAGCUGGUCCGCGCCUAUGGAAAUAUAGAGCGAUCUUUCCUGGUGUACAGCGAGCUGACAGGCCACUCCAAAGGAUAUGGUUUCGUGGAAUACAUGAAGAAGGACUCUGCCUCCAGGGCCAGGUCUGAGCUGCUAGGCAAACUGUUGGGCGGUCGGUCACUGAUGGUGCAGUGGAUGGAUGUGAACCAGCUGAGUCAAGAGGAGGACCUGCACUCGAGGUGCCUGUGUGUGGACCGUUUACCUCUGGACCUGUGCGACUCUGAUGAAAUGAAUAAGCUCUUCUCUGAAACCUACAAGCCAGUCUUCUGUCAGCUGGCUCAGGAUGAAGGCAGCCCGGUGCGAGGUUUCGGUGUCGUUGAGUAUGAGAGCGCCGAGCAAGCUGAGGCGGUCCUGACGGAGAUGGACCGAACUCUAGUGGGAGGUCAGGAAGUCCGUCUGUCUCUCUGUACCCCGGGAACUUCAGGGAGGAGCACCCUGGCUGCUCUCAUCGCUGCCCAGGGCAUGAUUCUCAGCAACAGGAAAGGGCUGCUGCCAGAACCGAACCUGGCCCAGUUGUUGACCAGCAUGACCAACCCGGCGGCCCUGCAGAUCCUCAUGAGACCGUACUAUGCCGGGAAGAGAGGAGGUAAAUACGGCCGUCAUGCUGGCCUGCCCUUCCUCAGGCCGCCGCUCACCGCUGCCCUGCUGACACUGGGAAAGGCCCACCAGAGUGCGAUGCUGGGUAACGGCCUGGUGCUGCAGAACCUGCUGCACAUGCAACUAGCCCAGCAGCAGCUGCUGCACCUCAAAGACAAACGCGUCAGCAGCGUCUCAAGUUUGCUCGGAGACCCAUCCCGACUGCUGAUGCACAAGGCGUUAUCUCUGCGGCCUCCUGCAGUCGUGCCGCUCGGGAAAGGCUUGCUGGGUGACUCACCGACAGAGUUGGGCCAAGAUGCUGCAUCAGUCUCCCCCCACAGUGCAGCAGGCGCGGUGCCAUUCCUGCACACUCGGCCCGCAGCAGACCAGGGCGGCACGCUUCCUUCUGUCUCGCCCUCCUCUGGCGACAGGCAGCCCGCCCCUCCAGGGACCCACCUGCAGGGACACGGCUUCCCAGUGAGCAUCAGCAGCUCAGGUAUAGAGCCUCCUGCGCCCAAAGCCCCUGGAGGAGGUUACGCCUCGACAAGCCUGCACAAUGGCACGGAGGGCACCAUGAUGAGUGUGGGUCAGAGCUCACUGCUGGGUGAACCCCCAAAGGAGGUCAGGCUUCCGUCUAACCCGUACCUGAACCUGGCCAGUGUGAUGCCAGGCGUGGUCCUGCAAGGGUCUAUGGGGAACAAACCUCAGGGUUCGCAGUCCUGUGCCACGGCAUACACCAACUCAGCGGCACCGCUCAUCUCUCAGACUGCGGCCGGCUCCUUCGCUCACACGGCGACCACGUCAGCACCUUACAGCAGCGACACCACCAGGGAUUACAGCCACUACACUCAGGCCUACACACAGGAGGCCAUGACACAGUGGUACCAGCACUACCAAGCCGCACAAGCUCAGAGUUACAGCACAGCAGCGCCGCCUGAGGCCAACGCAGAGUACAACAAGGAGCACACGCAGGCACAGGCUCCACCUGUCUCCAGCUACUCUGACUACACCACCUACAUGCAGGCCAUCACUCAGUACUACACACAGCCUGCCACAGCCGCACAAGCCUACGCCACCAAGGACGUAGACGUGUGCAAGCCUCUGGGUGUGUCCCUGCACGCCGUCAGUAACGGCGCCGCACCCACGCCGGCCGUCCUGCCUGCCGCCACUGUGCUUCCUGCCUACAGCACCCUUCCCAUCAUGCCGGGCUUCCUGGGGGCAGCACACCCACCACCAGCCCCGCCCACCGCCGUCACUGACUGGAAUGCCUACUACUACAACCAGACCAGGGGCCACAAGAGGGAGUACCCGCAGUUGGCAGUGCAGGAAGUGACAUCAUCAGAUGGCGGCUACAUCGGCCAACACUCGCAGGGUCUGGGUGGUCAGUAUGCCGACUACUUCAAAAGGAAGCGGCUCUAGUCCCGAAGCCCUGCGCCCCGAAGCCUCCAGGAGAAGGUUUUAUCGAAGCCAUACCGUGCUCCUCUAUUGUGGCACUUUUGUAAACACGCCGUUGCUUUUGUCCCGUUUACGCCUUAAAAUCUUUUCAAUAUUAACGGUGGUCUGCGUCGCACGUUCAAGCUGCUUUUCACCAUUUUGGACUGACACGUUUUGUUGCUUGGUUUGUUUUUACUGCUUUUGUAACUUUUCACUGUCGAGAGUGUGCAUGUGUGUGUGCGUGUGUGUGUGUGGGAAGUGUCAGCCAUUCCAAUCCCAUGGACGGGAGCACUUCAGGAAUUAAAGGGGCCUCAGCCAAUCAGCGGCCCUAGAACACUGGCGACCUUCGCGAGCCACAGACUUGACUGUGUGCAUGGAGAAACAGAAAGCCAUGUGAGCAGACGGCUCGUCUCUGAAAGACGAAUCUUUGACAGAGAUAUUUGUAUUUACAGGCUUAUUAUUAUUAUUAUUAUUAUUGCUAUUGUUGUAUUUAACACCAAUGCUUUUAGUUACUGAAGUGACUCACCUAUCCAGUAGGUGGCGCUUUAACUGCCAUCUAUGUGGAUUUUGAUGUUGUGACUAGUUAUAGAAGAAUCCCAACGAUUCCGGCCAUUGAUAGGUCAAAACAGAAGCAGGAAGUAGAAGUCUGGUGUGAUUCUGUGUUAUUCCUGAAACUUAAAAUGACUAGCUUUUAUUUUUACGGUAUUCGUCUGUGGUAUUGAAGUGCAGUGCCCAACUUGCACCUCUGCUGUUAUAGUUGGGAUCGGACACACAUUUUUGACCAUCCACAAAGAAGUAUACCGUGUGUGAAGUAUACAAAGCUCACGAGCCAUGUGUGCACUGUGGACUUCACGUGACACGAUGGAAACCCUCAAAUAUGGAACUAUGAGGCUAAGCAUUUCCUAUAUGUAUCUGGAACGUGUAAAAAAGCAACAGCUAUUAAUAUGCUUCAAAGGUAGAUUGGCCAUGCUCACAGCUGUGUUGUGAUGGUUCUGCACAUGACGGCACAACAGUUUGGAACCAAAGGGGAUAUUUUUGUUGAAAGUCUUAACUUCCACAUUUUUCAGCUUCUUGUCAUGUUCUGUGUUUUCAUUUGGGGGAAAAUGUUGUAGUGUGUGUCGUUUCUUUGUCUUUCACCUUUGCCAUCAGCAACCCGUACACCCCUUCAAGACGAGGAAGGUGGACGACCUUCUCUUCCUUGAUCUGGUCCAAGCACCACAUUGGUGGUCUUAUUCUUUCUUGGUCCAACUCUGCCCCUCCCCUCCGCUUGUCCAAACCACCUGCCUCCCUGACUUUAUCUCCAAACUUCGCUCUGAGAUACACAUUUCAGAUCUGUUGCCAAUAACUUCUUCAUGGCUUCUAACUCUGGGUCUGAAACCACAGUGUCUGGCUCAUCCACCCACUAGCACUGACAGUGUGGGUCAAACUCAUUUUGCCGCUUUCAUGUCCAGCUCUUCUCGUGGAUUGCAACAUUUCCAAGACAUUGCUGUGUUGCUAUGUUGGAGUGCCCAAUGAGAUCGUCUCAGAAGAUCUAACAGCGUGGUCGUAAAGGUUUGGCCACAGCUAUUGGCCUGGACUCGGAGCAAUAAAGGAGGACAUGCACAGUGUCUUCGCCUCCACACACUUGUUUACCUAAACUUCCCUCGCUGUUCUCGCUUAUAUCACUGAGCAGAAUAUUACUUACAUCUCCAUGGUAACGUGUCUAAAAAGCAAUAGUGGCCAAGAUCUGAUGGGAGCGUCGCCACGGCGACAAAAAGAUUCUGUGUAGAAGUUUUUAUGACUUUCUGACGCCACAUAUAUUUCUCGUUCACUCUGCGAUGAUGUUGACGUCUUUUAUAUUAUGACCUCAAAAUGUCCUGCUGUAAAUGAGCGCUGGCUGAAUUGUAGACUGUAUUAACUGUGUGAUGAACCUCUUUAACGCCCCCUGCUGUUUGGCUCCGGUACUGCCGAUAUCACAUGAAAUGUACAGGAAUUUAAAAAGUUUGUGUUUUAGACAUUUCAAGUUUUCAAGCAAUAUAAUGUGUAUGAGGACUUCUGACGCACAUUUCUAUCUUCAUGGUUUUACCUUUUCUAUUCUGCUCUGUUGUUUUUUUGGAGGCUGGAGUGGCUAGUAGGAAACAAUUUUAUUUUACAGGAAAAGUUGACAAACCUUGGUUGUGAGUUGUUUCAAGCUGAUUUUCUAAGUUUGUCUUUGAUGCUGCUGUUGAGUUACAUAAUCCAGAGUUUGAUACAUCUAGAGCCUUGAAUAAAAACUGCAACAAGAAACAAA
Molecule: messenger RNA, 4932 nt
Organism: Synchiropus splendidus (mandarinfish)
Lineage: Eukaryota; Metazoa; Chordata; Actinopteri; Syngnathiformes; Callionymidae
Gene: raver2
Product: ribonucleoprotein, PTB-binding 2
Exons: 17
Coding region: 36-2648 (870 amino acids)
Cellular component (GO): cytosol
Molecular function (GO): mRNA binding
Source: RefSeq, a predicted model, not a curated record